Oncorhynchus nerka (sockeye salmon) is the source of this 2717-nucleotide messenger RNA. RefSeq lists its product as uncharacterized. Bases 1 to 2607 code for a protein of 868 amino acids. The transcript is spliced from 8 exons. NCBI's taxonomy places the organism in Eukaryota, Metazoa, Chordata, Actinopteri, Salmoniformes, Salmonidae. The record is from RefSeq and is a predicted model, not a curated record.
AUGUCUCACCCUCAGAGAAAGCUUAUCAGGAAGUUCCUCAAACAAAUGAACGUGACAGUAGGCGACCUGGAUGAAAUCAUCGAGUGGGUGGUGUGUGUCUCCAGUGAGGUGUUCCUCCCAGUGAUGGCUCUGCACAGGACCUCCAGACCAGAGUCGUCAGACUCGUCCCGCUGGGGGUCAGGUGUGCUCCAGAUCGUCUCUGAAAAGUUCCACCAGCGGAGUUCUGAGCCGAAGGGAAGGCUCCUGGGCGGGCAGCCGCCCACUCCCCCUUCUGAGACCGACAAGGAGCUUCAGGGCAUAACAGAUCUGUCUGUGAGUAACAUCCUGAAAAGGGCCCAGGAGGACCUCUUCUCUUCUGGUGAGGAUGACCUGGAGAACACCCAUCCAGGUAUUACUCUGACAGAAGAGAAGCUCUCCAGCAUCUUCUCAGAGCUGUUCAGGGAUGCCUGUGAGAGUGCCCAGGAGGCCGCCAGACGGAUCCACCACAUGAGGUCUGGAAGAGGCAACAACAGCCAGAAUGGGAGUCGGCCUGGGUCGUCACAGGGAUCGAGCACAUCCAACAUGCCAGAGUUGGGAGAACUGGGAGGCCAGGGAAGUUGGGGAGACCAGCAGCCCUGCUGGGGAGAUGGACGAGACCCAGACUGCCAGCACUCCCAGCAUUCCCGGUCUGGGCAUGGCGGCAGAAGGAGUAGCCAGACCACCACUCCCACCACCGGCCACAGAGAGGCAGGAUUCACAGCCAGUAACAUCUUUGAUGUUAUUGUUCAUCUGGCGCACUCUGACACUGACCGGGAACUCCGCCAGGAGUUCAGCAGUGAGGAUGAUGUUUCACUGAAUGACAUCAUGGACAUGAAGUCAACCCCGGCAGUGGAGCCCCUGGGUCAGAUCCUGUCCUCAUGGAAGCUGGUCAACAUGAUCUUCAGGGGGAAGGUCCACUACUUUGGGAAGGAGCUCAUCUGCAAGGUGUAUCAGAUGCUUCUGGACACCGGUAUGGGCAGGAGGCCAAUGGCCCGCCAGAGCAGGUCCGAGCCCAUCCUGAAAGACCUGGCUGCCAACCGUAGGCUCUCCAAUGAAUUCUUCACAGACGUGCUGUACAUGUUCAUCCAACGGGCCAUUAAGAAUCUGCUGGAGAACUUCUUGGGUCUGCCGACCACCCCACCAGGUAGAGACAUUAUGUGGAAUGACAAAUUUAACUGGAUGUAUAGGGACGGCUGGGGAACACAUCCAGCGAGGAGGAAUUGUGGGACAGCGACUCCACCUGGUCAAGUGGGCAUGGGCAGGAGGAAGGGACAGAGUCCCGUGGGAGGGGCCAUCUGCCAGGUCCUGACCACCAGGGUGGGAGACAUCCUGAACAGUACCUGCAACGACGAUUGCAAGGCCAGGCUCAUCAUCCAGAAAGGAUUGGAUUCCGGUGCCAGGGAAAGGUUCCCUGACUCUCCGUGUCCCUCUUCACCCAAGGACGAAGAGGAGGUGGUUGUGAGUGCCAUGACUGUCUCAUACCCUAAACCCUCCACCUCAACCCAGGCAGCACGGGCAGCUCCUGCCCAGACUCUGGACGUUUUUCUGCCCAGACCCUGCCUGGAUGAAGAAGAGGUAGUGCCCAGCUCCUCCUUGAAGGACAACUCUGUGACGACCACCCAUGCAGCACUGGCAGCUCCUUCCCAGACCCUGGAAGAAGAGGUGGGAGAAGCUGAGGUGUCCGAUGUGAGUGACAGCUCCCUGAUGCCCACCAAGGCCCUUGAGAAGAUUCCCUCCCUCCUACCAGGCAAGGUCCUUAUCGAGGAGGACACCCUCAGUUGCAGCACUCCCUGGGCCACCGUCAUGAGCCCCCAGACCCUGAAGUUUAUCCUCCACGGCAUCAUGUGCCGACUGGAGGCCUCAGAGUCCCCCCAGACAAGGAGGGCCAAUGACCCCUUCAGGCUGAUGAAGGAUCUCUUUCUGGAGGUCCAGAAUGCCCUGAAGUAUGCUGACAUCUCUGUCCUCUUUGGCCUGGAGGAGAGCAUCCAAUUCAUUGGGGAGGAUGCGGUGAAGGCCAUCGUGAAGACUGCAGCUAAAAGAUUGUCCCUGCGUUCGGACUCCAACCGGGCUCAACUGCGUGCUGCGCGCUCUGGUGGUGAGGCAGCCAUCAGGUGCAUGGCGGACACCAUCACACAAGUCAUAGAUGACUAUUCCGAGGACUGGAGUUCAGGCGGCCAUUUUGGAGCCAGGAGGAGCCGUGCUAGUGGGAGGUCACACUCCUCAACCUCCUCAAGGAGUGACGUCACCCUCACCGAGGAGCUCCUGGCCCGGAGGGAAUCCCUUGAAGAGGACCUAGAGGAGAUGGCUGAUGACAGCACUGGUUUGGAGAAGACCAUUGUAAGCUCAGCCAUCUCUGCCAAGUCCCAGGAGAAGGAGAAGGAAGAGGCUAUGAAGGAAGAAGUGAGGAAGUCAGGAAAGAAGAGCCGAAGAAAUAAUAAGGACCAGAAGAAGAACAAGGUGUCUCCUCUUGGCAAUGAUAGUACUGUGGCUGCAGAUGAGCCGAAGAAAAAACAGGCUCUCUUCCCGCGGAUCACAGCUGCCCUGGCAAGACUAUUUUGUUUCCCCUGCAAAAAAAGAUGCAAAAAGUAACUGUGCAGAGACGAGUUUGGGAAACCCUGAUACCACCUCCCCCAACCCACUUUCUAAAAAACACCAGUGCCACCAGAAGAGGGAGACAACCCCCCCUAUUCACAACUCAU